Messenger RNA from Bombina bombina (fire-bellied toad), 2224 nucleotides. RefSeq names its product T-box transcription factor 18 (gene TBX18). Gene Ontology annotation, biological process: somitogenesis; morphogenesis of embryonic epithelium; positive regulation of DNA-templated transcription. Gene Ontology annotation, molecular function: RNA polymerase II cis-regulatory region sequence-specific DNA binding; DNA-binding transcription factor activity, RNA polymerase II-specific. The transcript has 8 exons. Gene Ontology annotation, cellular component: nucleus. The coding region runs from base 341 to 2074 and encodes 577 amino acids. Lineage: Eukaryota; Metazoa; Chordata; Amphibia; Anura; Bombinatoridae. The record is from RefSeq and is a predicted model, not a curated record.
CUCAAGUGCUGACAGAUCAAGGCUACAAAUUUCAAUUACAAGCUCUAAUUUGUGUCCUGCGCGCGUUUGUUACCCGUGUCAGUCUUUCCUGGCCCGCCAGACGAGUCAGAGCUUGGAGCAAGAGGGGGGGGGGAGAGUAAGGCAAAGAAGCUUUAGAAAGUCUCUCACCAUAAGAGGGGUAGUCUGAUGCAGAGAAGACCUAUGUGAUCACUGCAUGGAUGGUAAUCAGCGCGCCUCUGUAUAUAGAAAACGUUAUGCGAUAACCCUGUAUACUGCUGCAUGAGCUAGAGUCCCGCAUACAGAGUGUGUGAGACAGUGUGCGGUGUAUGACACAGCACAGAUGGCAGAGAAGAGGAGAUCCCCCUGCACCAUGAGUCUGAAGGCUCACGCCUUCUCAGUGGAAGCCUUGAUCGGUGCAGAGAAGCAGCAGAAGAAGAAGCGGAGGAAGCUGGAGGAUGGCAGCGAGGACAAGGCUGGGGCGGAGGGCUCUGAGCUCCCCUGUGUACAGCAGCAGCAGCAGCCUAGCCCAGAGCUGGAGCACUCUGUGUGCAGCAUCAUCACUUCUGCUACCCCUGAAGAUAUAUACUCUGGAGUGAAGUCUGCGCCUGGCACCUGUUCCUCUCCCCUUUCCCCCACUGUGGUAUCCUCUCCAGUGGGUGCUCCUCUAGUGGCCCGCGUAGAUCUGCAGGGAGCAGAGUUGUGGAAGCGCUUCCAUGAGAUUGGCACCGAGAUGAUCAUCACCAAGGCCGGGAGGCGAAUGUUUCCAGCAAUGAGAGUAAAGAUAUCUGGUCUAGAUCCUCACCAGCAGUAUUAUAUUGCUAUGGAUAUAGUGCCAGUGGACAACAAAAGAUACCGCUAUGUGUACCAUAGUUCUAAAUGGAUGGUUGCAGGCAAUGCAGACUCCCCUGUGCCCCCUCGUGUUUAUAUUCACCCAGACUCUCCUGCUUCAGGCGAGACCUGGAUGAGACAGGUCGUAAGUUUCGACAAAUUAAAACUUACCAACAACGAGCUUGAUGAUCAAGGACAUAUUAUACUUCAUUCGAUGCACAAAUACCAGCCCCGUGUCCAUGUCAUUCGCAAAGAUUGUGGAAAUGAACUUUCAACAGUUAAACCCAUUCCUGCUGGAGAAGGAGAUAAAGCGUUUUCAUUUUCAGAAACAAUAUUUACCACAGUGACAGCAUAUCAGAAUCAACAGAUUACACGAUUAAAGAUUGAUAGAAAUCCAUUUGCAAAAGGUUUUAGGGAUUCAGGCCGAAACAGAAUGGGCCUUGAAGCUCUUGUGGAGUCCUACGCUUUUUGGAGGCCUUCCCUUAGGACACUAACAUUUGAGGACAUACCUGGUAUGCCAAAACAAGGAAGCCCUGGAGCUUCUUCUCUGCUGGCAGGUUCUGGGACUUCUGGAAGCCACCCUCACCUUCUUCCUGGUUCCCCCUGCACUUCUCCUGCUUUUCAUCUUGGUGCAAACACUAGUCAGCUUUGCAGCCUUGGACCAGCAGAUUAUUCAGCAUGUGGUCGAUCGAGCCUUGCACUGAACAGGUACAGCACUUCACUUGCUGAGACUUAUAACAGACUCACAAAUGCCACUAGUGAGAACUUUGCAACACCAAGGACCCAUUCUUAUGUUGGUAUGACAAGUAGUGCUGCAGUGAAUAUGUCCAUUGCUGGUAAUGAGAGUGAUACCUUUGGAUGCCCCCCAACAAGCUUGUCUAUGCAAAUUUCAGGAAUGUCUCCUCAGCUUCAGUAUAUCAUGCCAACACCAGCAAGCAAUGCAUUUAGCAACAGCCAACCACACCAGAGUUCCUACAAUGCAUUUCGUCUACAUAGUCCCUGUGCUUUGUAUGGAUACAACUUUUCGACAUCCCCCAAACUGGCUUCUAGUCCUGAAAAACUUCUUUCCUCUCAAGGAAGCUUUUUGGGUUCUUCUCCAAGUGGUACCAUGACUGAUCGUCAGAUACACCCAUCUAUGGAAAGUGUACACCUCCUUAAUGGUGCAGGGCAACAAAACUUCUUUGACUCUAGAAGCCUGGGAGGCUUAGCCUUAACAUCCUCUCAAGUAUCAGCACAUAUGGUUUGAUUGAUUGCAUCAUGUAAAGCUAUCUUCACUUUUAUUAUCCUUUGUAAAUAUGUACAUAUAUUAGAAAAUAACAAUGCACUAAGUUACUUCAUUUGACUAUUUUUAUUUUUUGUUUUUGUUUUUACAAAGAAGCUAUUUUUAAAGUUUUGU